AUGGGAGGGGUUACUUCAUCGAUCGCUGCUAAAUUCGCGUUCUUCCCACCAACGCCACCGUCUUACGAGGUGAUAGCCGACGAUAGCUGCGGCGGACGCCUGUACAUACCGGAGAUUCCUCGCCGCGACGAUGUCGACAUCCUGAAGCUCCGUACUCGUUGUAACAAUGAGAUCGUGGCGGCUUAUAUCAAACACUCCAAGGCUAACGGCACAAUUCUGUAUUCUCACGGUAACGCCGCCGAUUUGGGACAAAUGUUUGAGCUUUUCGUCGAGCUCAGCAAUCGCCUUCGCGUUAAUCUUAUGGGGUAUGAUUACUCUGGCUAUGGUCAGUCUUCAGGACAGGCAAGCGAGUGUAACACAUAUGCUGACAUAGAAGCAUGUUAUAAAUGCCUCAAAGAAAAGUAUGACACAAAAGACGAUCAACUGAUACUAUAUGGUCAAUCAGUCGGUAGUGGACCAACGGUCGAUCUAGCCUCGCGCACACCUAACUUGAGAGGCGUGGUACUACAGUGUCCGAUUCUCUCCGGGAUGAGAGUUUUGUAUCCUGUAAAAUGUACAUAUUGGUUUGACAUUUACAAGAAUAUUGACAAGAUCGGUGCAGUUGCAUGUCCUGUAUUAGUAAUCCAUGGAACUGCGGACGAAGUAGUUGAUUAUUCGCAUGGACAUCGGCUUUGGGAGCUUAGCAAAGAGAAGUAUGAGCCUUUGUGGAUAAGUGGAGGUGGACACUGCGACCUUGAACUCUAUCCAGAAUUCAUUAAACAUCUGAAGAAAUUUGUUGUAUCACUUGGCAACAAACAAGCAGAGAAAGCUACAGAUUGA
Microthlaspi erraticum is the source of this 819-nucleotide messenger RNA. NCBI's taxonomy places the organism in Eukaryota, Viridiplantae, Streptophyta, Magnoliopsida, Brassicales, Brassicaceae. The record is from the annotation of a GenBank genome assembly.